AUAACUGACAAUUGACUUAUGACAGACACAGCAAGCAUCAUAAAUUUUUACCAUCCGUCUUUUAGCAAAAAUCAAGGUGCGAAAAUAAUUUUGAGAUAUGGCUGGGAAUACUGCUGAAGAAGUUGAGGGUUCGGCAGGUCCCGAGACUAAAACUACUAACAAUGCAGAGAUACCACCCGAGUUUUUGAUCAAGCACCCUCUGCAGAAUGCGUGGAGCUUAUGGUUUUACGACAAUGACAGAACAAAAACAUGGGAAGAGAAUCAGAUUGAAUUAACAACCUUUGACACAGUUGAAGAUUUUUGGAGGCUUUUCCAUCAUAUUAAAGCACCAUCUGAGUUACGCCAAGGCCAUGACUAUGCUGUAUUCAAAAAAGGAAUUCGACCCAUGUGGGAAGAUGAUGCUAACAAAAUGGGUGGAAGAUGGCUGAUUAGUCUUGAAAAGAGCAAACGUAAUUCUGACCUUGAUCGAUUCUGGCUAGAUUGUGUACUUCUAUUAAUUGGAGAAAACUUUGAACAUCCUGAAGAAAUCUGUGGGGCUGUUGUUAAUGUAAGACCAAAAUUAGAUAAGAUUGCUGUGUGGACUGCAGACACAUCCAAGCAGCAGGCUGUCUUGGACAUUGGUAGGAAAUUAAAAGACCAGCUUGGGAUUCAUGGCAAAAUUGGUUUCCAAGUUCAUCGUGAUACCAUGGUCAAGCACUCAUCGUCCACCAAGAACCUCUACACUGUCUAGCAUCCACCAUAUGAUCAAUUCCAUCCAGAGUCGCAAACCAUACAAAAUUGUUAUGUGGUUUAUGUCCAACAGAAUGGAAUUGUUAUUCCAAUGUUGUGUUGGAAAUAAUUUAACUUGUGAAAUGUCAAUUUGAUAGCACACAGUAUAUUGAACUUCAACUAUAUUUUGUUGUCUCCAUAAUGUGUGCAACCAAAUUGUGUAAGGGAACCAUAAAUGUAACUAGAAUUAAAUUAUAAACAAUGAUGUUAUAUUACGAAAACAAUGUUUUAUAUUGUCUGUCUCCUUUUUUGAUAAAAAUUCUUGGAUGACAUUAUAAUAUCAUUGAUUUUAAGUUAAUUUAUGACUAACUGCACUUCAUACAAUUGGAAGACCGACUUUCUUAAGCAUAAACAACACAAAUUCAUAACCAAGUAUAAACAGACUGAUCCCAAUAAAUAUUUUUAUAAGUUAAAAGUACUAAAGGUAUAUGUAACAUUUUGGUUUGAGUUAAAAUAUGAUGGCCUUGGAGUCGACUGUCAUUAACAAACGAAGUAGGUAUUUAUUUCAAAUAAUUUUAACUUUCUACAGUAUGGGAAGAUUGAUGUCUGUUUCGUUUUAAACUGACAUCUCUAUUGUAGUUGGUAGGAAAAAUUGUGGUGUAACAAAGUGUGAAGUCUGUUACUGGUCUUAAAAAAAUAAUAAAACUACUUUUAAUGUUAGGUUGACGUUUCAUGAAUUCUCACUAAGCGAGUUAGACUAAUGAGUGUAAGUACUAAACUGUAUGUUUGUUGGAUGGUACUAUGAUAAAUAGUUUAAAAGGUAUAGAUUAAUAUUAUAUACUUUAUUCAAAAGAAAUAUGCUCGACAAGCAAUAUUCGCUUAUGAAAUAUUAAGAGAAUAGUUAACACUGUACAUUGGUAGUUAACCUGUGACAUGACUUAGAGUUAGUUUGAUUUCCAUUUUUAAUAAGUUCUUAAAAUACAAGUUUUGUUAUUUAACAGCUAACCAGUGUGGAUUAAUUUUAAAUAUAUAUAGCUUUCUAUUUACUCAUUAAGGGCUUAGGCCAAAUUAGUAUGUCUUGGUUGUAAUUUUUAAUAUUUUACUCCAGCUUUGUAGCACCUCUUGUUAAUUCUUGGUACUAAAAUGUCUUAUGCAUUGUUUAAAUUGUCAGUGUUCAAUAGACUAUAUUUUGGUAUUUCAUAUAAAAAUACUAAAUCA
Molecule: messenger RNA, 1926 nt
Organism: Pieris rapae (cabbage white)
Lineage: Eukaryota; Metazoa; Arthropoda; Insecta; Lepidoptera; Pieridae
Product: eukaryotic translation initiation factor 4E1
Exons: 5
Coding region: 98-730 (210 amino acids)
Biological process (GO): translational initiation
Cellular component (GO): eukaryotic translation initiation factor 4F complex; cytoplasm
Molecular function (GO): RNA 7-methylguanosine cap binding; translation initiation factor activity
Source: RefSeq, a predicted model, not a curated record